Messenger RNA from Paracoccidioides brasiliensis Pb18, 1515 nucleotides. RefSeq lists its product as uncharacterized. Gene Ontology annotation, molecular function: protein kinase binding; cyclin-dependent protein serine/threonine kinase regulator activity. The coding region runs from base 1 to 1515 and encodes 504 amino acids. Gene Ontology annotation, biological process: regulation of cyclin-dependent protein serine/threonine kinase activity. The transcript is spliced from 3 exons. The record is from RefSeq and is a predicted model, not a curated record. Gene Ontology annotation, cellular component: cyclin-dependent protein kinase holoenzyme complex; nucleus.
AUGUCUAGCGUUCUUUCCGCCGCCCAGCCGCAACUUGGUUCAGCAUACUCCUCAGCCUACAACAGUGUUGAAGGUGGUUCGUUCGGAGCCAGGAUACUCUGCAGGGCCGAAAUCAGCUCUCGAAACACCGCGAAGCGGUCCAUGCCCUACAAUUUUGGAUUAUCUACGCCACCAGAGGAUAUGACAGGUAUUGCUGUAAAGCAAUCUGUCUCAUCAUCCAACUAUGGACCAAAAACAUAUGGCAUACCUUCGUCUUACUCGAAUUCAGCCUCUGAGAGAUCUAAUAUCCAUCUGGUGACGGAAGGAAUGGCCAGAAUCUCCGCUUCUGUACGAGAGCAGCAACCUCCGUCCCUCACUAGCCAGGUACCAGAGACCCAUACGAAGGAGAGUUCCCGGAACUCGAUAGCGACGUAUCUGCAAAUCCCAGCAUCCAUAAAUCCCAGCAAGGGAAGUCUAGCGGAAUUUGCUGCUCAGAUAACCUGUCUCUUCUGGUUCGAAAAAGCUUCGAAGCUGAAUGUUGUCUUGAACCCCUCGUCCUUAAAUUACUCUAUACCGCCGCUCAUGCCUGAAUCGACACCAACAGUAGGUUUUCGGAAAUGGGUGACUACAAUCCUCUCUACCACACAAGUCAGCCAGAAUGUCAUACUCCUGGCUCUCCUGUUCAUCUACCGGUUGAAGAAAUUUAACCCCACCGUGCGAGGAAAGCGAGGAAGUGAAUUUAGAUUGAUGACAAUAGCAUUAAUGAUGGCGAAUAAAUUUCUGGAUGACAAUACUUACACGAAUAAGACGUGGGCCGAAGUAUCAGGUAUCUCGGCCCAGGAAAUUCAUAUUAUGGAGGUUGAGUUCCUGAGUAAUGUGCGAUAUAAUCUAUUCGUUACCAAAAAUGAGUGGGAUCAAUGGCAUACGAAGCUUGGGAUGUUCGCAGACUAUUUCGCCCAAGCAUCUCGACUUCCCCCUGACAACGAUGUACAACCUACCACUCCGACUACGCAGCUUUCUCCCGAUCUGACUCCAAUAAGUCCAACAACAUCUCUACCUCCAGUUCGGCCCCCCAAAUUACCAUCUCCUGUGCUAGCACCAUAUGUACCUCUACAACAGCACCUCCAGAAACUCCCACCUGCUUCUGUAGCCAUACACCCAAAUUUAUCACCACACCAAUUACCCUGGACAGGAAACUCAAAUUUGGACCUCCGUCGGAAGCGAAGCUGGGAAGAACAAGAGCAUCCCGCAAAGAGAGUGUCCCGGCCAGCCAUGUCUGGUUCUGCGUCUCUUCCGCCUCUUCCAUCCCUGACAACUACCACUGCAGGCCAUUUCCCGCCUAUUACAAUGCCAUCUGUCCAGCAAUUAGGUAUGCCCGUAGCGUCCUCGAUUCCACAACUUCCACGACUCGAUUUUGCACUUGGCCAAAAUUCCGCGGGGCCUACAUAUGUGUCCCAAAAUGCAAACGCAAACGCAACUUCAAGCUCAAUUACCACCCUCCACUCAUUCCAUGGCCCCAAUAUACCCUUCUGUUAG